AAGUGACCCACAGUUUUCAAAACAGUUUGCACUUGUGUGUUACUUACUCAGGAGGAAAACAUGGUGAGCAGAUUUGAACAUCCAGCUGGUAGCUACAAGAAAAUCUUUGAGACAUGUGAGGAACUUGCUGAACCUCUGCCAGCAACAGUCACAGGUAGAAUUCCUUCAUUUCUGAAGGGAAGUCUUCUCCGUUUGGGACCUGGACUCUUUGAGGUUGGAGAUGAACCCUUCUAUCACCUCUUUGACGGACAGGCCCUCAUGCAUAAAUUCGACUUCAAGAAUGGCCAAGUCACUUACUACAGGAAGUUUAUUCAAACAGAUGCAUAUGUCCGAGCCAUCACAGAAAAACGUGUGGUUAUCACUGAGUUUGGGACAUUUGCCUACCCAGAUCCCUGCAAGAAUAUCUUCUCCAGAUUUUUCUCCUAUUUUAAAGGAGUUGAAGUCACAGAUAACUGCCUGGUUAAUGUUUACCCUAUAGGAGAGGAUUUCUAUGCCGUUACAGAAACCAACUACAUCACUAAAGUGAACACUGAUACCUUGGAGACUCUGAAGAAGGUUGACAUGUGCAACUUCGUAAACAUCAAUGGCAUCACAGCUCACCCCCAUAUUGAGCAAGAUGGUACUGUAUACAACAUUGGAAACUGCAUGGGAAAAGGUGCAACACUAGCCUACAACAUUGUGAGGAUUCCUCCCACGCAGAAAGAUAAGUCAGACCCUAUUGAGAAGUCCAAAGUGGUGGUUCAGUUUCCCAGUGCUGAGAGGUUCAAGCCAUCUUACGUGCACAGCUUUGGCAUGUCAGUAAACUACUUUGUCUUCGUUGAGACUCCAGUGAAGAUCAACCUGCUGAAGUUCCUCAGUGCCUGGAGCAUCCGAGGUUCCAACUACAUGGACUGCUUCGAGUCUAAUGAAAGCCAAGGAACAAUUUUCCACGUUGCCAGGAAAGACCCUGGAGAGUACAUCGACCUGAAGUUUAAAGGAGCACCGAUUGGCAUGUUCCACCACAUCAACACCUAUGAGGAUCAAGGAUUCAUUGUUGUUGACCUUUGCUCAUGGAAAGGAUUUGAGUUUGUUUACAAUUACUUGUGGCUGGCCAACCUGAGAGCCAACUGGGAGGAGGUGAAGAAGGCAGCCAUGAUGGCGCCCCAGCCAGAAGUGCGGCGAUAUGUCAUCCCUCUGGAUGUCCACAAGGAGGAGCAGGGGAAGAAUCUUGUGAGUCUGCCAUACACCACCGCCACAGCAGUUAUGCAUGCUGAUGGGAUGAUCUGGCUGGAGCCUGAAGUGCUUUUCUCUGGACCUCGCCAAGCCUUUGAGUUUCCACAGAUUAACUACCACAGGUAUGGAGGAAAGAAUUACACAUAUGCCUAUGGCCUUGGACUCAACCAUUUCAUACCAGACAGGAUCUGCAAGCUGAAUGUGAGGACCAAGGAGACUUGGGUUUGGCAAGAGCCUGAGUCAUAUCCCUCAGAGCCCUUGUUUGUUCAGAAUCCAGAUGGGAUAGAUGAAGAUGAUGGUGUCCUCCUUACCAUUGUGGCAGCUCCUGGUUCCCAGAGGCCAGCAUAUAUGCUCAUCCUAAAUGCCAAGGAUCUGUCAGAGAUCGCAAGAGCAGAAGUGGAGUGCUCCAUUCCCGUCACCUUUCACGGGAUGUAUAAACAGUGAUGAUCCAGUCCAGUUGUAUAAAGUACCACUCAGCAUUUAAAACAAUGAUGACAAUAAAAAACACCUCCAUGCCAGCAUAAUCAUUUUUAGAGAGAAAAUGAUUUAAUUGUUUUGUAAUUCAAGUACAAAUUACUAAGUGGGUCGUAUUAUUAUGAAUCUGAAGAAAUGUCUUAAGAAAAGAACUGACUGUUUCACAAAUAUGCACAACUUCAAGUAAAUAACAUCCUGGUGUUGAUUUAUUUCUAAAGACUUUUUGAACAUGCUGAUGAUUGUGGUUACUUGGCACCACUGCAACUGUGUUACAACAAUGACCCAAAUAAAAGGUUCCUUAAACUCCA
Xiphophorus maculatus (southern platyfish) is the source of this 1994-nucleotide messenger RNA. It is a transcript of the gene rpe65a, whose product is annotated as RPE65, retinoid isomerohydrolase. NCBI's taxonomy places the organism in Eukaryota, Metazoa, Chordata, Actinopteri, Cyprinodontiformes, Poeciliidae. Gene Ontology annotation, biological process: retinal metabolic process; zeaxanthin biosynthetic process. Gene Ontology annotation, molecular function: retinol isomerase activity; all-trans-retinyl-ester hydrolase, 11-cis retinol forming activity; beta-carotene 15,15'-dioxygenase activity. The transcript has 14 exons. Bases 61 to 1656 code for a protein of 531 amino acids. The record is from RefSeq and is a predicted model, not a curated record.